UUGAAACCGCUCCAACAUGCAUAGAUCAGAUAGUGACUAUAGGUCUUACGCACCCUCGUACGCAACCUCGUUGAGAAAUUAUUCGCUGAGCGUUUCCCGAGGGAACAGAUCCAUCCUUCUACCGGUACAAGAGUUAGCCGAGCCUAUGGUGAUCGUCCCGCCCGAUGGAGGUUGGGGCUGGAUAGUUGUAGCAGCCAGUUUAAUUAUAAUGUUUUGCGCCGAUGGUAUACAGUAUUGUUUCGCGCUAUUUCUCGACGAUAUCAGCAAGGAUCUGAAUGAAGAUUUAACGCAAGUUGCGCUCGUUGCAUCGCUGGUGGGUGGAUUUUAUUAUCUAUCAGGUCCCAUAACAUGUUCCUCAGUAAACAGAUUCGGCUUUCAAAAAAUAACUUUCUUAGGCGGUUUGUUAUCCUGCAUAGCUUUCUGCGCAGCUUCUUACGCAAAAUCGCUAGUCGCCUUACUAGUAGUUCUAGGAAUACUAGGCGGCACAGCUUUCAACUUAAUGUACACACCCUCUCUAAUAGCCAUAGGGUUUUAUUUUGAACACUGGAGAGCUUUGGCAAUGGCCAUCACAUGCUGCGGCAGUUCUUUGGGAGUCACAUGCUUUCCAGUCAUCGUACAAGCUCUCCAACAUUUAACUUGGAGAACCAAGUUCCGGUAUUUUUCCGGGAUGUUUGUUAUAUGCGGACUGUUGGGUUGGACUUUUAGGCCGCUCAAAGCUACCAAAGUCGACAGGUUUGUGCAGUUUGGAGAAGUUGAAGAAAUUGAAUCUAAAUUGGUUGAGGAUGAUAAUGAAAUGACUGGAAUAGUAGCGUUUUUUCGGCGUUUUAAAAACGCCCUGUUUCCCACAAUAUCCGAAGCAAGUUUGCUUCCAGAGACAAUGAUGAGAGGUAGUGUUGCUAGCAGUGUUGUUUACAGCCUAUAUAUGCAAAGAGAUGUUGAUGACACAUUGUCAACGUUCUUGCGUGCAGACGAAAAUGACCCGAGUGACAAAAGCGAGAAUAUGACAGAGGAUAAUAGAUCGCGUCGGCAAUCUGAAGCGCCCAGAGAAAUAGUGCAGAGAAACAUUAGGAAAUCGUUCAAUGAACGUUUCACUGGUUGCUGUGAAACAUUCAAUAAUUAUAGUUGUAGUCCUUGUUGCACUCGGGCUCGUGACGCCUCGGUCUCUGUAAACAACUUGCACGUGAAUAGGCCUUUAUACAGAGACGAUAUUUUUUAUACUGGCUCCAUAGUUUCUGCAGCUACACUGAGGAAUUCACGAUUUGGAUCGAGACAAACUGCCGCUACAUCAAGAGGUUAUCCAUCUUUGGCAUAUACUUUAUCGGUUACUAGAGCAGCAACUCAAAGAGAUUUACAACAACAAGGCCGCUGCGUAAUUUGUCCAGACGCUGUUAUUAGAGUUUUAGUAACGAUGCUAGACUUUCACAUGCUCAAAUCUCCGGCUUUUGUAUUGUUACUUGUGAGUGGUUAUUUGUCGCUGAUGGGCACUUAUCUAGUUUUUACGUACAUACCGUCCUAUGGUCGGGAGAAAGGUCUGGAUCCACAAUUCAACGGAAUACUAAUUUCGGUUAUUGGUAUUCCGAAUACGGUGGGAAGAGCCGCUUGUGGUAUUAUGUCGUGCUUUCCAGCUUUGGACACCCAUGUUACAUGUUGGGUAUGCAUAAGUAUUAGCGGUAUAUCUGUGAUAGCUUCGUAUUUUCUAUCUACCCCUAUACAAUUUUCAAUAGCGUAUGGACUAUUUGGAUUUACAAUUGCUACCUUUGCUGUACUGAGAGCUGUAGCAUUUGCCGAAUUAUUCGGUCUAGAAAACUUGACGAAUUGCUUCGGAUGGAAUAUGAUUUUCCAGUCUUUAGCGGCCUUUUCGGCAACUCCUGUAGGCAAUUUGAUUUAUUACAAAACGGGCCAGUUUUCUUAUGUAAUCCUGUUUACUGGCAUAAUCUUACUUAUAAGCGGUUUAAUUAUAAUUCCCAUAGAACGCUUGCUUAGAUGGGAGAAAAACCGGAGAAGAUAA
Ceutorhynchus assimilis (cabbage seed weevil) is the source of this 2008-nucleotide messenger RNA. Lineage: Eukaryota; Metazoa; Arthropoda; Insecta; Coleoptera; Curculionidae. The record is from the annotation of a GenBank genome assembly.